CUCGAUAUGGAAGACCAUCCACUACACCUCGUCACGCAGUGAUUGCCAGGCAAGAUCAUGCUCGGACAACAGCGCUGAAUUAUGAGAGGGCUAGUCGAAGCGUUUGCCCUUGGUCUCUUGCUCCUCUGAACCAAGGGUAAAAUCUCUGGGGUGCCUGGGAAGUCCAGGAUACAGGAAGAUCGCGAACAGCUGUAAGCUCGCAUAACCCGGUGAGCAAAGUCGAAGAAUCAUGUCUUCAUCGCCCGACGGAAUCUACGAUGUCGGUAUCAUCGAUCCCGGAAUUCCUGUCGAGACACCAACCCAGCCUUUCUGGCUUUCGCAGCCCGCGAAGAACGGCAAACUACGCUCGCCAUGGUCCGACACUGCAGACGUGGUAGUCAUUGGCUCCGGCAUGACGGCGGUCAGCCUUUGCCUGACGCUCUUGUCGCGCCGACCGGGCCUCAAGAUUGUUGUCGUUGAGGCCCGCGAUCUUUGUUCAGGGGCAACUGGUCGAAACGGUGGUCAUUGCAAAGCCAUGAGUCCUGGCGUGUGGUUCGAUCGAAAACAGCAGUACGGAGUACGAGAGGCGAUCCAAGUCAUGGAAUUCGAGCACAGCCAUCUGGACGAGAUGUUCGACAUGGUCAAACGGCACGGCAUAGACUGUGACCUCCGCCUGGUUGAGGGCCUGGACGUCUAUCACGACAACGUGACUUUCGGUCGAGCGGUGCGUGCCCUGGAGGACAUGCGAAAGCACGCACCUCAACUGGCAUCCAAAUAUACUGUCUACACGUCCCGAGCCGAGCUCAGGGCUCGUAACUGUGCGGACCACGUUGUCGGGGCCAUUGGAAUACCCGCCGCCACGGUGUGGCCUUACAAGUUUGUCACGGCCUUGUUUGACAAGAUGGUGUCGGAGAACGGGCUUGCGAUCCAGACCAAUACCGUCGUCACUUCGGUGGUCGAUGAGGACGACGACGGACAGGGCUGUGCAGUUGUCAAGACCACUCGAGGACCGAUCCGGACGCCGCACGUGGUCCAUGCCACGAAUGCGUGGAUGAGCCAUUUGGUGCCUGAGUUGCAACCAUUCGUCUCCCCUGUACGGGCCAAUGUCCAACGUCAAGUCCCCGUGUCAUCGUCUCUCCGGGUGGCCAACUCUUUCUGGCUCCGGUACGCCGAAAAGGAAUACGACUAUCUGAUACAGCGACCUGACGGAGCCUUCAUUGUGGGCAGGGCCAACACAGGCCGACGAGCGACGAGCGACGACGGCAACAAAGACCUCGGACCGCACGUGCAUCUUCGCCACGCUCUCCCGCACAUCUUCAACUUUGGCACGGAUACAUUGCAAGCGACCCAUGCAUGGAGUGGCUGUGUGGCUUUCACGCAGGAUGGAAACCCCUUUAUUGGGCGACUCCCAUUCGCAAAGAAACGCCGGCAAUGGGUCUGUGGAGCUUACCAGGGCAUCGGCAUGGUGAGAGCAUUCCGAUCGGCUCAAAUGCUGGCAUUGCUGGUCCUCGGAGAAGACGUGCCGCUCGAGUAUCCAAAGUCAAUGCUCGUAACAAAGGACCGGGUUGACAGCAUGACACGGUCGCUAGGUACUCCGCUUCCCAGCAGACUGUAG
Exophiala xenobiotica is the source of this 1594-nucleotide messenger RNA. RefSeq lists its product as uncharacterized. Gene Ontology annotation, molecular function: oxidoreductase activity. Gene Ontology annotation, cellular component: cytoplasm. The coding region runs from base 230 to 1594 and encodes 454 amino acids. The record is from RefSeq and is a predicted model, not a curated record. Lineage: Eukaryota; Fungi; Ascomycota; Eurotiomycetes; Chaetothyriales; Herpotrichiellaceae. The transcript has a single exon.